Durio zibethinus is the source of this 2546-nucleotide messenger RNA. Its product is annotated as serine/threonine-protein kinase STY13-like. Gene Ontology annotation, cellular component: cytoplasm. The record is from RefSeq and is a predicted model, not a curated record. Gene Ontology annotation, molecular function: ATP binding; protein kinase activity. Gene Ontology annotation, biological process: protein phosphorylation; signal transduction. Lineage: Eukaryota; Viridiplantae; Streptophyta; Magnoliopsida; Malvales; Malvaceae.
AGAGAGAGAGAGAUAGGAGACUUUCUCCGUACGAGUGCUCCAUCAGGGGCAUCCUGCACCAACCAGGUCCAAAUCGCUGAUGCUCCGAACUUUUAAUGAAAAGCCCUGUUUUAUCCACGUGCUCUUCUCUCAUUAGCCUUUCGCUCUUCUCCAAGCACCACUCCCUCUCCUUUUGCCCAUUUCUUUUAGAAUUUAUUAUUUUAUUUUCCUCACUUUAAGAAACAAAAUACCAAAAAUUAUUAAAACUCCGUCGGAACAGACACACCAAAAAAAAAAAAUUGUCGGAAUAUUAUCUUCAUCGGAAGAGCUUCUUUAUUAGAUUAGAUAGACUUUGAAGAGACAAUCAAACCUCAAACUGACUUUCUUCAUUUUCUUUUUUUUUUUUUUUUCUCUGUUUAAAUAUAUUCUUCCUUUGAUGAAUUGAAACUUCCCUGUUUUAACAGAAAGCUUAAGCUUCAUCUGUGCCUUUUCUUUUUUCUAUUUUUGCUUUUGCCUCAUCUUGUUUUUCCUUUGCUAGGGUUUCAUUUCUUUUUUAUUUUUUAGGAUUAUUAUCUUCAAAGACGAGACUUUAGAGCUCAAUCGAAAUUUCAACAGUUUUCAAUCAGAAAGAAAAAAAAAAGAACAUAAAUUUGUUGCGGAAUUAAAAAAGAGUUCAAUUGGAUGGUUAAUUUGGAAGGAGAAAGAGGAAUCGGAAGGAUUAUUUCGAGGUUCGGUGGUUUGAAGGUGAUGUGGAAAUUGAAAGAAGCGUUUGGUUUUUAAGAUACUGAAAAAAAAGAAAAAACAAGAAAUGAGGAAUUCGGGAAUAGUUUAGAAACAAAAAAAGAAAGAAGAAAAAAAGGUUGCAAAAGUUGCAACUAUGAGUUGCAGCGAAGAAGAAACGAGAAGCGUCGUCGUUUCAAAUGGGUCGACAACGGCUGCGCAAGAGUUGACCAUCGAUCACAAUUUGCUCAUUGACCCGAAAUUGUUAUUUAUCGGCUCCAAAAUCGGCGAAGGAGCUCAUGGCAAAGUUUACGAAGGAAGGUAUGGUGAUCGGAUUGUUGCCAUUAAAGUUCUUCACCGUGGGAGUACUGUUGAGGAAAAAGCUGCACUUGAAAGCCGUUUUGCUCGUGAGGUUAACAUGAUGUCUCGAGUAAAACAUGAGAAUCUUGUCAAGUUCUUUGGAGCUUGUAAGGACCCGCUGAUGGUGAUAGUAACUGAAUUAUUACCAGGAAUGUCACUCCGGAAGUAUUUAAUUAGCAUCCGUCCCAAAGUUUUAGACCUUCAUGUGGCUUUGAAUUUUGCACUGGACAUUGCUCGAGCCAUGGAUUGUCUUCACGCCAAUGGGAUUAUACAUAGAGAUCUAAAGCCUGACAACUUGUUGCUUACAGCAAACCAGAGUUCUGUGAAACUUGCAGACUUUGGUCUUGCAAGGGAAGAAUCUGUCACAGAGAUGAUGACUGCAGAGACUGGGACUUAUCGAUGGAUGGCCCCUGAGUUGUAUAGCACGGUGACAUUGCGUCAGGGAGAGAAAAAGCAUUACAAUAACAAGGUUGAUGUCUACAGCUUUGGAAUUGUAUUAUGGGAAUUGUUGACCAAUCGCAUGCCAUUUGAAGGCAUGUCCAAUUUGCAGGCAGCUUAUGCUGCUGCUUUUAAGCAAGAGCGACCUAGCCUUCCAAAGGAUAUAUCCCCUGAUCUAGCAUUUAUCAUACAAUCAUGUUGGGUUGAGGACCCUAACAUGAGGCCCAGCUUCAGCCAGAUAAUCCGUAUGCUGAAUGCCUUUCUCUUCACGCUCACAGCUCCUUCACAAUCCAUACCUGAAUCUGACAACGGUGAGACAGCAGAAACAAGUAAUGGAACCAUGACUGAGUUAUCUGGUCGAACAAAGGGGAAGUUUUCUUUCCUCCGCCAACUGUUCACUGCCAAGAGGACAAGAAACUCACAAUGAGGGUGAUAUGUUUAGAUUUGAUGGUUGCUUGGAUUUGUGUAUUAGGCGUCAUUUAUAAUUGCCGGAGUGCUUGUGAAAGAAUACGUUGUCACAUAAUGAUGUUGAUUUCAUGGGACAAGUGGUGCAAGAACCUAGGAAUCGUGGUGGACUUUUCUUUUGUCUGCCUUUGCUUGUUCAAAAUGCCUUGUAACUGGGCCAAUAUGUAAUCCUUAAAAAAAUGUUAUGCAUAGUUGCUUACAAGUUAACGACGCAGCAGCCAGCCAUGGAGAUUGCUGAGUAAUAAUGUAAUGUAGUGAGCCGAGAAGAGAAAAAAAGGGGCGGGAAAUAGCUAGAAGAAGAGAACAAGAAAAAACGGAGAGACUCUGAAUAUUGUUUCUGAAAGCUGAGGCAUGUCUCCGAUUGUAAUACUCGCAUGACAUGACCAAAUGUUGAACUACUUAAAAUCUCCAAUCUAGACUAAUAUAACCCAACUUAUAUGAGGGAUUCUAUUUGCUUCCGUACAAUUUCUGUUUAACAUCCAAUUUUCAAAAACAUUUCAUUUGUACUUAUUACAACUCACAUCUUAACUUCAAAAUUUCAGAACUAUCCCCAUACAUUAUCUUCUCCUCCCUCGUACAAUUUU